AAAAAUCAAAACGAGACCAGACCGAAUCAGUACCCCCUCAAUUCCGUUCGCAAAUCCUAGCCCGGCUUGGAUAUCUGUACCCGCCGGCUUCGCCAUUAUUUCAGUGCAAAACCGGCAACAAUACCGGACAUAAACCAGGCCACCCUCACUCUGCAAACCAGUGAGCUUGUAACUGACCUACUGUCUGCUCGCGGUUCUUCUUUUAUAUUGUUCUGUUGGUAGAACAGAGAUAGAGAUGCAAGAAGAAUCGUUAAGAAGCAACGAUGCUAGGGUUAAUGUUUCGACCUUCGAUUAUUCGGUGGAGAAUCAUUUAAAUGUGAUGGACAAAAUUUCUAAGCUGUGUGGAGAAGGGGACUUUGAUCAUCUUGAUGAAAGUGAAAUCCAGCGGUUAUCUUCCUCAAUAACUUUCUUGAGAGAAUGGAAGCAUUAUACUUACAAACCAAGAAAUGUUAGUUUUGCUUGUGAAGUGGGAAGCAGCUCAGUCGACAAGGAAGUUGUCAAUGACGUUCUCUUACCUCAAUUUUCUUCCGCAACUGUUGUUAAUAGUAAGAGUCCAUCUGGGAAUGCUUCAUCUCUAGAAUCCAGCAAAGACUUUGUGAUGUAUGUUGGAGGAUCUGUUUGGGCAUUGGAUUGGUGCCCUAGAGUUCAUGAAUUACCUGAUGAUCAUAUGAGAUGUGAGUUUGUUGCGGUUGCUGCACAUCCACCUGACUCUUACUAUCACAAGAUGGGUGUUCCACAAAUAGGAAGGGGCAUUGUUCAAAUAUGGUCUAUUGUAAAUGUCAGCAGUAAUGAAGCUGAGGUGCUUCCGCCGAAGAAAAAUCUAAAACAGAGAUCCAAAAAGAAUGAAUCUGCAGAAGGGGAAUCAACUCAAUUAAAGAGGCCAAGAGGACGGCCUAGGAAGAAAUCAAUAGAGGAAUAUCUUGACAAUGAUGCCACAAAGGGCAAACCAGAACAACCUAAGAGGCCAAGAGGAAGACCGAGAAAGAAGCCAGUUGGCGAAUCCCUUGAUAAUUUGGAUGACAACAAUCAACUUUCUCAAGCUGCUGCUAUUCAAAACCCUGAAGAUACUUUAAUUCCAAUUGCUAUAGAAGAUGCUUCUAUGCAUACAGAAGAGAAUUCUUUACCAGAUAAGCAAGAUAAAAGAAAACAAGAAACAUCAUCUUUAAGUAAUUCAGCUGUUAAACUUCCAAUACGGAGCAGAAAAUUAAGAAGCAAGGCAAGGGCAGAGAGUGGCAGUGAUACAGAAGUUUUGGGUCAAAAUGAAAGUAUGGAAACUCCUAGUCUGAAUACUCAAGGACAUUUUAGCACCGGACCAGACUCUUUUGUGUCUGAAAAUCUGUUAAAUGGUUGUUCAUCAGAUGCUGGUUUAUCUUCUGUUCUAUCCCAGAGGAGAUUGCUCUUCAAAGGA
This is a messenger RNA of Carica papaya (papaya), 1408 nucleotides long. Lineage: Eukaryota; Viridiplantae; Streptophyta; Magnoliopsida; Brassicales; Caricaceae. The record is from RefSeq and is a predicted model, not a curated record.